Messenger RNA from Helicoverpa zea (corn earworm), 1877 nucleotides. RefSeq names its product heterogeneous nuclear ribonucleoprotein K (gene HnRNP-K). The record is from RefSeq and is a predicted model, not a curated record. Gene Ontology annotation, biological process: regulation of mRNA splicing, via spliceosome; regulation of transcription by RNA polymerase II. Bases 213 to 1400 code for a protein of 395 amino acids. Gene Ontology annotation, molecular function: mRNA binding. Lineage: Eukaryota; Metazoa; Arthropoda; Insecta; Lepidoptera; Noctuidae. Gene Ontology annotation, cellular component: cytoplasm; nucleus. The transcript has 11 exons.
AAAACCUACCAAACAUCUUUUUUUACCAUUGCCGCCAUUUUUUUGUGGUUUUCCUGUUUCGCAAUUAUUUGGCUGAUUAUUGUUUAAUUACAUGUUAAUAGUAAACUGUAGUAAUCUUUAAUAAGUGUUUGUGCAGAAGAAUAAAAUUGUUGCACCUCGUCUUACAAAGGAAUAACUUGCCUCAUCCUAAAAGCACUCAAUUUUUUGGUAAAAUGAAGCGAGAUGCGUACGGGGAAGAAGGGCCCGCGCAAAAGCGGCCGCGGCAGACAGACGACGAAGUCACCUUCCUUAUACCGAGCAAGGUCGCCGGCUCGAUCAUUGGGAAGGGCGGCGCGAACAUCUCGAAGCUAAGGAAUCAGUACAAAGCCUCUAUAACAGUCCCAGAUUGCCCCGGCCCCGAACGGGUACUCUCGAUAACGGCGCCGGAUGUCGACACGAUUCUGGAAAUCGUAAAAGAAAUACUGCCAUGUUUGGCUGAUGGAGGUCCGAAGAGUAGCAACGAAGAUUUGGACGUUCGUCUACUGAUCCACCAAAGCCGUGCAGGCUGCGUUAUCGGCAAAGCAGGGGCUAAGAUCAAAGAGCUGAGAGAGAAAACCGGUGCUCGACUGAAGAUAUUCUCGAACCCGGCGCCGCAGAGCACGGAGCGAGUGGUGCAGCUGGUGGGCAAGGCCGACGCAGUCGCCGCCGGCGUGCGGGAGGUGCUCGACCUUAUACGACAGGUGCCCAUCAAAGGCGCAGUUCAGAACUACGACCCGCACAACUACGAUGACUUUUACGCGGAUGAAUACGGAGGCUUCGGCAGCGGACAGGGAGGCGGCGGCCCCGGUCCCCGCGGGGCUGGUGGCCCGCGCGGCCCUCCCCGGGGCCCGCCACGCGGCAUGCCACCCAUGGGUCCCACCGGCCGGGGGCCCGCUCCUAGAGGCCCGCCGCUAGGCCGCAACGGACCGCCCGGCGGUCCUAGAGCAGCUUUUAACGAUUUCGGGGGCCCUGGUCCUAGAGCUAGCUUCAGUGGGCCCCCGCGUGGUGCCUUCGGUGGCGGCGGUGGUGGCGGAGGCGGCGGCGGCGGCACCAGCUUUGGGGGAGGAAACUUCGGCGGGGGCCGCGCGGGGGGAGGGGGCGGCAACUUCGGCAAUAACGGCGGCAGCCAGCAGGACACCACCACACAAGUUACCAUUCCGAAAGACUUGGCGGGCGCGAUAAUAGGCAAGGCCGGCUCGCGCAUACGUAAGAUCCGCGCGGAGAGCGGCGCCGGCAUCGAGAUCGCCGAGCCGCUGCCCGGCUCCACCGACCGCAUCAUCACCAUCACCGGCACCCCGCAGCGCAUACAGAUGGCGCAGUACUUGUUGCAACAGAGUGUGCACGAGAGUAACCCGAAUCUCGGCGGUCGAGGCAACUUCUGAUCGCUACAGCGACUGCCAAGUGUUGUUGGUAAAAUUAUAUAAAGCUUUACUUUAGUCACCUCAAAUCACGUCAUUAAUUUUAUACAGUAUAGAAUCUGCGAGGCUCACCUAAUUAUAUAUCUGUACAUAGUGACAAAGCCUUACCAGGAAAAUAUAGUUUUCUAUAAAUAAAUUACACUAUACGCAACAUAACGUACCUUGUUUUUAAUGAAUUCGAAUUUGUACUUGUUUUAUUUAAAUAAUAAUAAGCUGUAUUUAUCUUGGUUUUAAUGCACUAUCCUACACGGUUGCAGCAUGAGUGUAAUUAUUUCUCUGGUCGGGUUUUAGCUAUUUAAGAAUGCAUUUAUCAUUAUUAAUAAUAAUUGUUGAGAGAUAUAACUAAGAUUGUGUCAAUGGAUUUACCGAUUUAUUUGUUACAUCGAUGUAUUUUUAAGUGAUAGCAAAUAGAAAUGGCAAAUAAAUAGUUUAUUUUGUGAA